Messenger RNA from Oreochromis aureus, 512 nucleotides. RefSeq names its product spermatogenesis-associated protein 45-like. The transcript has 2 exons. The record is from RefSeq and is a predicted model, not a curated record. The coding region runs from base 133 to 393 and encodes 86 amino acids. NCBI's taxonomy places the organism in Eukaryota, Metazoa, Chordata, Actinopteri, Cichliformes, Cichlidae.
UAAAUUGUCUUUGAGACCCCUCUUCCGGUUUCUUGUUGCCCUGGUAACAAGUGUAUUGUCACAACUUACCUUUGGAUAAUUUAUGAAAGGAAAUCUAGUCCACAUUAAUACUUCCUACAAAGGUAAAAAGUAAUGUCCGGGUAUGAGGAGCGGGCUCUGCUCGAGCUGAAUCAGAGCAGGGAGACGUGGUGUCAGGUGGAGAUGGACCCCCGGCAGGGCUGGGAGAGAUCCCAGAGGAGACAUUACCGGAGUCACUUGAAGACCAGCCCGGUUCUCCUUACAGCUCUGACCGGCAGACCGCAGCGCAGAGAGGCCUGCACCCAGCGGCCUGCCCCCGUCAAGCUCCCCGAGAGAAGGCACUUCGAGGAGGGCUACAAAACUCACCUGGUCUAGAGAGCUGCAGCCUUAGAAGAUGACCUGAGCUCUUACUACACAUACAGCUGGGACCCAGACAUGGGGCAACUUUCAGUAUUUUAUUUUCAUGACUAAUAUCUGACGUAAUACAAAACCCC